Messenger RNA from Pelobates fuscus (common spadefoot toad), 3151 nucleotides. Its product is annotated as potassium-transporting ATPase alpha chain 2-like. The transcript is spliced from 23 exons. The coding region runs from base 1 to 3096 and encodes 1031 amino acids. NCBI's taxonomy places the organism in Eukaryota, Metazoa, Chordata, Amphibia, Anura, Pelobatidae. The record is from RefSeq and is a predicted model, not a curated record. Gene Ontology annotation, cellular component: plasma membrane. Gene Ontology annotation, molecular function: ATP hydrolysis activity; P-type sodium:potassium-exchanging transporter activity; ATP binding. Gene Ontology annotation, biological process: potassium ion import across plasma membrane; intracellular potassium ion homeostasis; proton transmembrane transport.
AUGAAUCCAAAGGAACCUCCUGAUGUCUACAGUAUCGAACUUGAUAAUACAGAAACCCAACCAGAAGAAAAGAAGAGAAGAUUUUUUCAUAAAAAAGGAAAAUCUGAGAAAAAGGUGGAAAACCUGAAAAAAGAACUGGUGAUUACGGAUCACAUGUCAACAGUUGAUGAUCUGGAAAAGAAAUACUCCGUGGAUAUUAAGCAGGGUGUGAGCUCUGAGAACGCUGAGUUACUCCUCAAACAGAAUGGACUUAAUAAGUUAACUCCUCCAAAAGGAACCCCAGAAAUUAUAAAAUUCCUUAAACUGAUGGCUGGUGGAUUUUCCAUUGUCUUUUGGAUUGGAUCAAUUUUGUGCUUCAUGGCUUAUGGUCUCCAGGCUGCUCAGGAUCCUACUGUGUCCAAAGAUAAUUUAUGGUUGGCCAUCAUCCUAAUUGCUGUAGUGGUUUUGACAGCUGCCUUCGCAUAUUAUCAGGAAGCAAAAAGUACAAACAUCAUGGCUGGCUUCAAGAACAUGGUGCCACAGCAAGCGUUGGUACUACGUGAUGGGAAGCGUGUUGAGAUAGCUGCAGAGAAAUUGGUGCUUGGGGAUAUUGUCUUCGUAAAAGGUGGAGACAAAAUCCCUGCAGAUCUGCGCUUUUUGGAGGUCCACGGCUGCAAGGUUGAUAACUCGUCACUGACAGGCGAAUCAGAGCCACAACCUCGAAGUACAGAAUACACAGAUGAAAAUCCUCUAGAGACCAAGAACUUGGGAUUUUAUUCCACCACUUGCUUAGAGGGUGCUGCUAAUGGAAUUGUGAUUAACACGGGUGACCAAACCGUGAUCGGUCGUAUUGCAUCUUUAGCCUCACAAGUUGGAGAUCAGAAGACGCCUAUAGCUCUGGAGAUUGAACACUUUGUAACAAUGAUCAGUGCCCUCGCUGUGUUUGUUGGAGGUGUCUUCUUUAUCAUUUCAAUCGCCAUGGGAUAUAGUGCCCUUAACGCUAUCAUAUUCUGCAUUGGCAUUGUAGUGGCUUACGUUCCUGAGGGUCUACUAUGCACUGUCACCGUCUGCCUCUCACUCACUGCACUUCGUAUGGCUAAGAAGAACUGUCUUGUGAAGAACUUGGAAGCUGUGGAAACUCUUGGGUCCACGUCAGUCAUUUGCUCUGACAAGACCGGCACUCUGACGCAGAACCGAAUGACUGUGGCACACAUGUGGUUUGACAACAUAAUCCACAAUGCAGACACCAGUGAAGAACAGAUAGGUGAAAUGUUUGAUCAGAGCUCCCCCACAUGGCAGUCACUGCUUACGAUCGCCACUCUUUGUAACCGAGCAGAGUUCAAUGGUGGUCAGGAUGAUGUGCCCAUAAAUAAGAGAACUGUCAAUGGAGAUGCCUCUGAAGCAGCUAUAUUAAAAUUUACAGAGCACCUCUUGGGGAACGUUAUGGAGGCAAGGCAAAGAAGUUGCAAAAUUGUUGAGAUUCCAUUCAACUCAAGUAACAAGUACCAGGUCUCCAUUCACGAGCCAGAGGACUUCAAAUUGAAUGGGUAUCUUCUGGUGAUGAAGGGAGCACCAGAAAGGAUACUGGAGAGAUGUGAAACCAUCAUGAUGAACGGUCAGGAAUGGCCUCUAGAUGAAGAAAUGAAAGACAACUUUCAAAAGGCGUAUAUGGCUCUGGGGAGUCUUGGAGAGAGGGUUCUAGGGUUUUGCCAUCUACAACUGCCCCCUUCGGUGUACACAACUGGCUAUCCAUUUGAUACAGAAAAUGUGAAUUUCCCACUCACUGGGUUGUGUUUUGUUGGCCUGAUUUCUAUGAUUGAUCCACCUCGGUCCAGUGUUCCAGAUGCUGUCAUGAAGUGUCGAAGCUCUGGUAUCAAGGUUAUUAUGGUGACUGGAGACCAUCCAAUUACAGCAAAAGCUAUUGCACGGAGUGUGGGCAUCAUCUCAAGUGAAAGCGAGACAGCAGAAGACAUUGCAGAGAGACUACAGGUUCCCAUUACAAGUGUUAACCGCAGUGAUGUUCGAGCGAUUGUGGUGAACGGUGCCGAGAUACUUGACAUGAGCUCAGCAGAACUAGAUGAAAUCCUACGACACCAUCAGGAAAUUGUGUUUGCAAGAACUUCACCGCAGCAGAAACUACUUAUUGUUGAAGGCUGCCAAAGGCUGGGGGCGAUUGUGGCUGUUACGGGAGAUGGAGUGAAUGACUCUCCAGCUCUGAAGAAAGCGGAUAUUGGAGUAGCGAUGGGGAUAGCUGGAUCGGAUGCAGCAAAACACGCUGCUGAUAUGAUAUUGCUCGAUGAUAACUUUGCUUCGAUUGUCACAGGAGUAGAAGAAGGUCGCCUGAUAUUUGAUAACUUGAAGAAGUCGAUUGGAUACACAGUGACAAAGAAUAUCCCAGAGAUGAUUCCUUUCAUGGUGUAUGUGAUCAUCAGCUGUCCCCUGCCCCUCGGUACCAUCACUAUCCUCUUCAUAGAGCUGGGUACUGAUAUCAUCCCCUCCAUUGCGUUGGCAUAUGAAAAAGCAGAGAGUGAUAUUAUGACACGAAAACCACGGAAUCCUCUGAAAGAUCGUCUGGUGAAUCAGCAGUUGCUGUCAUAUUCAUAUUUUCACAUAGCUGCUAUGGAAUCCUUUGGUGGCUUUGUGAAUUACUUUACCGUGAUGGCUCAACAAGGCUUCCGUCCACUAACAUUGUUGGGACUAAGAGCAAACUGGGAAGCCACGACCAAUAAUGAGUUGGUUGACAGUUACGGACAGGAAUGGACGUUCACACAGCGCCAGUCUCAAGAGUGGUAUUGCUACUCAGCCUUUUUUAUCAGCAUUGUGGUUUGUCAGAUGGUGAACACUUUAAUUCGCAAAACAAGAAGGACCAGCAACAUAUCCACCAGAUUCUUCAAAAAUAAAGUCAUCUUCAUUGGCGUAGCAUCGCAAGUCAUUAUAGGGGCCUUCCUAUGUUAUUGUCCGGGAAUGGAUGUUGCUCUGCAUUUUAUGCCCCUUCGAAUUGAAUACUGGUUUGUGAGCAUACACUAUGCACUUCUCAUUUUUGUCUAUGAUGAAAUAAGGAAACUUCUGAUCCGAACAUUCCCCAACAGUUGGGUGGACCGUGAGCUUUACUAUUAAUAGCCGUUUUCACUGGGAUGGACCCUUAGCCACAAACUACUCUUUAAAGGAGAAU